Aureobasidium namibiae CBS 147.97 is the source of this 483-nucleotide messenger RNA. RefSeq lists its product as uncharacterized. The transcript is spliced from 3 exons. The annotation marks the transcript as partial. Lineage: Eukaryota; Fungi; Ascomycota; Dothideomycetes; Dothideales; Saccotheciaceae. The record is from RefSeq and is a predicted model, not a curated record. Gene Ontology annotation, molecular function: RNA binding.
AAAAUGUUCAUUGGCGGUCUGAACUGGGAGACAACAGAUCAGUCACUCAGGGAAUACUUUUCACAGUUUGGCGAAGUCACAGAAUGCACUGUCAUGCGUGACGGUGCGACCGGACGCUCUCGUGGUUUCGGUUUCCUCACAUUCAGAGACCCCAAGACCGUCAACAUCGUCAUGGUGAAGGAACAUCAACUCGACGGCAAGAUUAUUGAUCCCAAGCGGGCUAUUCCUCGCGACGAGCAGGAGCGUACUAGCAAGAUCUUCGUUGGCGGUGUCUCGCAGGAAGCCACCGAGGCCGACUUCAAGAACUUCUUCAUGCAAUUUGGUCGCGUUCUUGACGCCACUCUGAUGAUGGACAAGGACACUGGUCGUCCUCGUGGUUUCGGUUUUGUCACCUUUGACAGCGAGGCCGCGGUCGACCGUACGCUUGAGCGCCCUCUCGAGAUCUUGGGCAAGUACAUCGAAGUCAAGAAAGCUCAACCUAGA